CAAUCAAUGAAAAUAAUUUUUGAAUAUAUUUAUAACGUUUAAAGCAAUACAUGUAUACUUAGAUAUAUACCCUACUACCAAGAAGACAAGUCAAAUAAAUGCAAUAUUUUGUCGUGGAGAUAUCUGCUUUAGCUGGUUUAAAUAACAGUGAAUCAAUAAGGAAAACGUACUAAACAAUGCGAAGACCUUUUCCUCAAACUUUGGCUGCUGCUACCAAUGCUGGCAUGCACUUAGGUCAACCUGUAAAACUCGCGAGAAGAGCUUGCAGUAUAUUAAGACAGGUCAGCAUGCCUAUCGUUAAAAGAGAAACAUUUAAAUUCAAUAAACAUAAGUUGUUAUUGUUGGGUUUUCUAGCAUUUCUAGUAUUUGAAUUCAUGACAAACAACAGCACUAAUUCUGAGGACAGGCAAAUUACGUCAUACUCUACUGCGAAGUUUGUACCGAAUCAUUUUAACAAAACCUAUAGAAUUGGUAUUUUGAUAAUGUUUAACUACAAAGAAAACAAAGACACAUUAUCAUUGAUGACUGCAAAAUUGUUAGAACAAAACAUUCAAUCUAUUUUUAGGACAGUGGAAAAUGAUUAUAUUUACACAAUCUACGUCGGUGUUACAGAAAGUUUACGACAACAUAUUUCGUCUAAAUACAAGGAAUUUUCUGUUAUGACAUUAAAUAAUAAAUCUUUUUCUGACGGAAUCAAUUCGCUAGCUGAGAAAGCACUAAUUGAUCAAAAUGAUUAUUUUGUAGUGUCUAGUUAUAUCACAGUGUUUAAUCUAAAUACUUGGACGACGCAGGCUAUAUAUUCAUUAAAAGGACAUUGUCCAUCAGAUGUCGGUGCUGCUUUUCAAUAUUGUUGCAAUAAGAACACAACAGCAAUGGUUCAUAAAACACAUUUUACUUUGUUUGAUAGCCUAUUUCCAUCUAAACUGAAUAUUAUUGACUCACUAACAUGGCUUCAGAAAAUAUAUUAUCCCAAAUAUCUAUCUGCAUUACCUGUUAACACAGAAUCAUUUAAUGCUGACCUGUUAAAAAGAGCAAUGCAUGGUUCGAAAGGCAAAUAUACAAGUUUUAAAAACAGCUUAAACACUGAUAGAACACUUUGUGUAAUUUCAUAUUCGCUAUACGGUUCAGAUCCUAGAUACACGAUCGGCGCUUUGGAAAAUGCAUUUCUCGUAACAAGAGUAUACCCAGGAUGGCAGAUAUGGAUUUAUCAUGAUAACAGCGUUCCAAAAUCAGUUCUGGAUACUGUUUGUGAUCAGUCUAUCAUUAAAUGCAUAGAUAUGUCAUCAAGUAUGAUCAAAAACAAAAGAUCCUGGAGAUUUCUUAUUGCAUCUGAAAGAAACAUUUCCCGUUAUAUCAUACGAGAUAUUGAUUCUAGAUUAAGUUUUCGCGAGAAAGUGGCAGUCAACGAAUGGAUAUACUCCGGCAAAAAAUUACAUACAAUGCGUGAUCACCCUAACCAGAGGUAUUUUAUAAACGCUGGUAUGUGGGGUGGAAUGGGGGACACAUACCCAAAUAUGGAAAAUGCUCUUUAUGAAAACAUGUUGAAUGAAGAAUAUACAAGCGAUUCCGAUUUCCUUAAUGCUAUAGUUUGGCCGGAUAUAAAAUGUUCUGUCAUGCAACAUGACUCAGUUUCUUGCCUACGUUUCGGAGGAGUGCCUUUUCCUACUUCUCGUGUUGGAUAUGAACAUGUUGGAAGUGUAUACGUUAAUGGAAAAAUGAGAAAAUCUGAUGUUAUUGCAUUAAAAAUGUUUAAAGCUCCUAAUAAAUGCAAUACGCGUUAAAUUCCAAAGCGAUGUAAAUGAUGUUCAAGUAAACAAGUUAAGCAGAAAAAAUGAAAAAAAUAGCACGAAAAUUAGUUCAGAUAAAAGAUGCCUAACGUCAGCAACAACAUAAAGUGUCCAGGAUGUGAUUAUAUUUUAUAUUACAAAUUAUUUUGUACAUAAUCAGAUUGCAAAAUACUAUUUUGAAGACUGCAUUGAAAACGCAGCAAAAUAUUUCUAGAAUAUAGGACUCUUUGGCAAUGACUCCGUAGAAUCCUGGUGUCCUAUUUUAUAUUUGUAUUCGCAGAUCAACUGUCAAAAUAGUAUAUAUACCUACUCAAACAUAUAUAGAGAAGUAUGACAUAUCAAUACUGAUUCUAAAUGCUAAAAAGUGAAAAUACAUGGUUUGAAAAUCCUAAGGGUAAUAGAGCAUCGCUAAAAUGUAAUUUGAUUAAUAUUUUACAUUUUUACAGUGAAAACAUUUUUCGGAAUUUUAUUUAAAUUAGUUUCAAUGUUUGUGUUUGUCAACUCCUUAACACAUUGAAAGAUCAUAAUCUCCCUUCUAAACAGACAAUGAUCUAAAAUAUACUUUUUAAUUUCCAGUUAAAGAAAUAAACAAAAAACAUGACGGCAGAGAAAACGCUAUUGUCUGCUUCUCACUUACGAGAUCAAACGCAAAGAAAUUUAAAUUUGACUUAGCGCCCUUCUUCGAUCCAAUUAAUAAGACAUAAGACCCUAGUAGUUUAUUUUCUGGCUUUUUACUAUAUACCUUAUGUCCAUAAUUUAAACUGAUCUAAGACAAGCUUUUAUAAUUUAAUUCAAAUAAUCGUGACGACCGAAAUCAUUUUUCGCUUAUGGUAUUUUCCCGACUGUCUAUCUCGAAACAGUAUUGCUACUCAAUGAAUGAUUCUUCGAUCAUACAGUUGCACACACAUGUCUGUUAUUUAUUACAUAGCUAUCAAAAUUAUUGAAAACUGAAUGAAAUAUAUUUGGAUAUUUCGCCGUGAAACAAAUGAAAUAUAUUUUCAAUACCUGAUUAAAUGAAUUAUUUGAUAAUAAGAAUUCAACUGUACGCACAGAUACUAUAUUUUUAGGGUUGAGGAAUUAGGCACAAGUUUAUAUUUGGAUAAAGUGGACAAUGCGAAUACAAUGCUACGUUCAAACAUGUUUAAAAAAGUGUCAAUUUUUACAGCCGAUGGACUUUCUAGAUAGUUAUCAGAAAUUGCCGUUUUAACUUUGCAACUUAACAUUUUCACUAUAAAGUAUUGUACUGCAACCCUCUUAAUCCCCAAAGCAGUCCUUUACGUGUGUUUAACUAAAAGGCAUAACCAAGAGGUUCAACCUUAGAGGUGGUAGGUCAGAGCUUGGUCAUGAAAUGGAUUUUUUCAAACCUUUAGCAUUUGAACACUUUAUCCUUUUAGCACAUACUACAAGUUUGCUUUCAACUCAUAGUAUUUUAGAACUUUGAUUUUUUAUCAUAAUUGCCAAACUAAAACGAGGUACUUCAGCAUCAGUAUAAAUGCGAUGAACAUACUCUGUCUUAUAUAAGGAAAAUAUCUACUGCACUUUAAUUGUUAAAGAAUUGCACUAUAUAUCCAUCUGAAAUUCAUUACAAAUACAAGUUUGAAAAAAAUGUUAUAGCUUCUAUCGUUGUUACGCAUCCCUAUAGAUUGAAAAAAAUAUAUACAUGACACUGUUUCAAAACCUUCGUUUUGGUUCUGCUUGUUGAAGUACAGCAAUGUAUAUCGAAUGCAAUUGUAAAGCUAGAAAUCAUAUUGAAAGGAACUCUCAGCUUAUCAUAUUAUUUCAUUUAAAACGGAUUUUAUUACAAAAUAUCAUAAACAUCAAUGAACUAUAUUUUUGUAUAUAAAAAUGCAAUGUAUGUUUCUGUUCCUUCCAAAAUCUCAAAUCAACAAAUGCACUUGUUUAUUAAAAAAAUUAAAAUAAUGCGUUGAUUGAGGAACAUAUGUAACAAAAAAAAAAAAAAACAACAACAAUGAUAAUAACUACUUUAGAAAAAAAUAGACAUUCACAAUUGUAAAAUAACGGAGUAAACGAAUUCCUAUUAUUACAGGUUUACACACGCGAAUUUUCCCGACACCGAGUCGUUGUUAUUAAAAUAUUCAUAACAUAUUCAGGCAGCAAAUUUUUGCGACACCAAUGUCGUGUUCUUGAUGCGGAAUAUAUCAUGCCGCGUUAGAAAUAUCGAUUUUUCGGAUAUGAAAUAAGAAAUAAGAAAUGCUUGUGUGUGUGUCUAUAUAUAUAUAUAU
This is a messenger RNA of Mercenaria mercenaria, 4030 nucleotides long. RefSeq lists its product as uncharacterized. The coding region runs from base 177 to 1781 and encodes 534 amino acids. The record is from RefSeq and is a predicted model, not a curated record. The transcript is spliced from 2 exons. NCBI's taxonomy places the organism in Eukaryota, Metazoa, Mollusca, Bivalvia, Venerida, Veneridae.